GGUGUGCUGGGGCUGGCUCCCUCCUCCCUGGCGAGCGAGGCGACAGCCGACAGUCGCGGCGCGCCACGCAGUAAACAAGAUGGCGGAGCUGGACUACUACGGCGUGCUGGGGCUGACGCCCGCCUGCUGCGACCCCGACGUGGGGCGCGCGUUCCGCCGCCUGGCGCUGCAGCUGCACCCCCGGCGCGGGCGGCCCGGGUCGGAGCGGCUGUUCGCGCUGGUGGCCGAGGCCUACGACGUGCUGGGAGACCCGGAGCGGCGCGCCGUGUACGACCAGUUCGGCGAGGCGGGGCUGAAGCGCGGCUGGGCGCCUGGCAGACCCGGCUACGCCUUCCACGGCGACCCCCUGCGCACGUACCGCGAGUUCUUCGGCACCGACAGCCCGUACGCCGACCUCUUGGACUCCGUGCGGGGGCCCCCGUGGAGCUCAGGCCUGCCCGGGCCCCGCGCGAAGGGCGCGGACCACCGGCGGCCGCUGCCGCUGACCCUGGAGGAGGUGUUCCACGGAGCGACCAAGAGGCUGCGCGUGAACCGCCGGGUGCUGGAGCCCGCUGACGGCUCGGCCACCGAGGCGCGCACCCUCGUGCUGACGGCGGAGGUGCUCCCGGGGCUGCCGGCCGGGACCGAGCUGCGGUUCCCCCAGGCGGGCGACCAGGGGGUGGGCGUCACGCCCGCGGACCUGGUGCUCGUCACCCAGGACCGCCCGCACGACAGGUUCUCGCGCGAGGGCCACAACCUGGUGAUGGUGCACACGCUGGAGCUGCAGGACGCGCUCACGGGCUGCACCGUGGUGGUGAGCACGCUCGACGACAAGACCCUGCGCGUCCCCAUCACCGAGGUCACCGCCCCCGGCUACCAGAAGGUGGUCCCGGGCGAGGGCAUGCCGCACGCGACGGACCGCCACCAGCGCGGCGACCUCAUCAUCAGGUUCAACGUGAAGUACCCGCAGUACCUGUCCGAGGCGAGCCGACGUCUCGUACAAACAGCGCUGAAGAAGAAGGCGUGGCGGAACCAGCCCGAAGACAUCUACAGGAUCAUCAUGCAAGACAAGAUGAGGCGCAUCACGGACAAGGAGUGGGUGCAAGACUGAAACGCAUCCACCCUGGCUUACCACCACCACAAAAAUGGAACGGGCUGAAAUUAUUUAAAUUUAGAAUUUUUCAGUGUUAUUCUGUCCAAAAAUUGUGUACGUUAUACAAAAAUAAAGAUCUUAUCAUUUAA
Bacillus rossius redtenbacheri is the source of this 1221-nucleotide messenger RNA. Its product is annotated as dnaJ homolog subfamily B member 13-like. Gene Ontology annotation, molecular function: protein-folding chaperone binding. The record is from RefSeq and is a predicted model, not a curated record. The transcript has 4 exons. NCBI's taxonomy places the organism in Eukaryota, Metazoa, Arthropoda, Insecta, Phasmatodea, Bacillidae. The coding region runs from base 80 to 1090 and encodes 336 amino acids. Gene Ontology annotation, cellular component: cytosol.